UUAAGUUUGUGCGACAAGUUUUCACGCAUCAAAUAUGGACAUUCUCUUGCGAAUCUCAAUUCUCUGGAUGAAAUUCACAUCCCUCCUCAUCUAUCCACUCCUUAUCAUUCACGGAGCAAUUUUUACACCCCGAAAACCUCUGCCGCCCUUCGUAAAUUGUGAUCUCCUGACGAUUUCUGCCAAUGAUCUCGCGAAGAAAAUACGGUGUCGCGAAGUGAAGUCAGAGAGCGUGGUCAGAGCCUACAUUGCUCGACAGGAGGCUGUGAAUCCUCUGAUCAAUGCCAUUGUGGAGAAUGGCUUCGAACGCGCCAUCGAGAUGGCAAAAGAUGCUGAUAAGAAGUGUUCAGAAUUCGAAGAAUCCUUUCUGGCGGAGAAAUUUCCCCUCCUCGGCGUCCCCGUGACGAUCAAGGAAGCGUGCAGAGCCGCCGGUUUCCCAAUCACCAUGGGAAACUUCUGGCGCAAAGCCACGCGAUCUCUUGAGAACAGCGAAGCUGUUCAGCUGAUACUCAAUGCUGGCGCUAUUCCGCUGCUUGUCUCCAACACGCCAGAGUUCUGCUACAGUUGGGAGACCAACAAUUUUGUCACAGGACGCACGCUGAAUCCCUACGAUCAGAGAAGAUCCGCCGGCGGAUCGUCCGGAGGCGAGGGCGCUCUUCUGGGCUCUGGGGCUUCUCUGUUCGGCAUUGCGGCCGACACAGCCGGCUCCAUUCGCUGUCCGGCCAUGUACAACGGCGUCUUUGGCCACAAACCCACACCCGGAGUGAUCUCCAACGCAGGAAUGCUUCCAGAUCUCACCAAAACCGCAGGCAGUGACUACAUGAGCGCCGGUCCAAUGUGUCGCUAUGCCAGAGAUCUUCCGCUCAUCACGAAGAUCAUGGCAGGUCCGAAGGCCAUUCAUCUCAAGCUGGACGAUCCCGUGCCCGUGGAAGAGAUCAGGAUAUUCUUCAAGAAGAGCGUGGGAAGUUCUCUCUUCACCAUUCCGACGUCAAAGGACAUGAGUCGAACCUUUGACGAGGUCAUUCAGCACUUCAGUGACUUCGGAAUGAAGCCAAUGCCGCUCGAUGUGGACAUGAGUGAAGCGCCUGAGUUCAUGAUCGCGGGAACGGCGGCUCUUAAGGACAUUCCGAGUGUCUUGGAAGAUCCAUCAGGUGUUCACAAGACGCCAUAUCUCUUCCUGGAGAUGCUAAAGUCACCCUUUGGCUGCUCCAGAUUCACCUUCGGCGGCAUGUACUUGAUGAUUCUCGUGAGAAUCGCCACGAGUUUCCUCUUCAGGCGCAACAAUGCCAAAUACGCGGAGAAAUUCGAGAAGCUCCGCAGUGAUUUGGUGAGCAAACUCGGCUCCAACGGCGUCUUCAUCUUCCCCACAUCGCCGCGACCCGCGCUCAGGCAUCACGAGUACUAUACCAUGUGGUACGGACUGUCCUACACUUUCCUGAUAAACAUGCUGGGCUUUCCCGGCACCAGCGUCCCAAUUGGCUUCUCAUCCGGCGGACUUCCGCUGGGCGUUCAAGUUGUCGCUGGUCCUUAUCAAGAUCGCCUCUGUUUCUCCGUGGCUCACCAUCUUGAGCGCGCCUUUGGUGGAUGGAAGCCGCCAAAGUGAUGCUCAAGUGGGAGAUAAUAUGAGCAGAAGUUGCGAACAGCGUGGGGAGAGUGUUUAUCAUCAAAUUUUCUAGGUUAUGUGACUUAUUUGAGACUAAAUAACAGCUGGAAAGGGAAUUCUUGCAAAGCAAAUGAAAUUUUAUCCACUUUUAACCAGAAUUACGUUAUGAAAAUCAUGAUUUUGGAUGUUUUGUGGUAUAAAACAGCGCUAAAGUCGAACAUAACCUCAAUUCUACUUACUUAACAGCUGGAAUUUUAAGCUAGAAAGUUGUUAGUUAGAUUUCGGUUAGUUUUUGGUCAAUUUUCAGGAUGACAACGCUAAAAUAACCAGAAUCUUAAGAAUUGUAGAAGUGUUGUGCAGAUUUCAGCCAUAUUAUCUCCCCCUUGGUGAUGGCAAUCGACGUGAUCGAGUUGAAAAAAAUCGUGUAAUGGAGAGGAAAAGUCACAAAACUGGUCAAUGUCUGUAUCUGUAGUGCAUUGGUAAAAGUGGAUAAUCAUGUAAAUGAGAAUAAAGAGUUGUGGCGAAGGUCAAGAUGAAAUUGCAUUGAUGAAAACUUGUCAACAAAUUCACUUCCACAUUGCAUUGGGCGCAAGUUGGCUGGCG
Molecule: messenger RNA, 2203 nt
Organism: Phlebotomus argentipes
Lineage: Eukaryota; Metazoa; Arthropoda; Insecta; Diptera; Psychodidae
Product: fatty-acid amide hydrolase 2-like
Exons: 4
Coding region: 35-1600 (521 amino acids)
Source: RefSeq, a predicted model, not a curated record